UUUAAUUAUAAAAAAAUAAUUAAUAAUUUUCAUUUUCUCCCCCCCCCCCGGGGAACAGUGAGUCGGUCUCUGAGUCUUCCUCCACAAGUUUCAGGCUGUAAGCAAGCAGAUGAGAUUGCAGAAGCCAUUGCAGCCUCACCCCUUGAAUCGCGCCUUUCUUCCAUUUCCUUUUGGGGUUUUAUUACUGGAUGAAUCUUGGGUCCAGGCUUUAGUUAUUUAACUGCCGAGACUCACACUGAGAGAGCGAGAGAGUUGAAAGGAUUCAAAUUUCAAUGACGGGGGGAGGUUCAACGCCCGAGACGUUUGCCGGCGUACGUUUCCUUCUCUUGGGAUUUGACACCUUUGACGAGCACCAGGUUCGAUCUAAGCUUGUAGAUUGCGGCGGAGUGGAUGUUGCCCACUACUCCCCCAAUUGUACCCACGUCAUUGUCGAUAAAAUUGUGUAUGAUGAUCCGUGUGUUGCUGCUCGAAAUGACGCCAAGACGCUCGUCACCGCUUUAUGGGUCCAUCAUAGUUUUGAUGUUGGACUCCCCGUUGAUCCCGCUUCGAUUAUAUACAGACCUCUUAGAGAUUUGAAUGGUAUUCCGGAUGCCAAGGGACUUAUUGUAUGCUUGACUGGAUAUCAACGACAAGAUAGAGAUGACAUUAUGGGGAGAAGUACGAACUUGCCAAGAAAAUCCCAAAGCUUAAGGGAUUGGCAACUUCUUCCAGAAGAUACUUACAACACUAGUGGGUAUGAACUGGAGAUGAUGGAGGCUGAGGCUAGAGAUUCAGAAGAUGAGGCUGAAAACACAUUUGUGAAGCAAGCUGGGGUGAGAACACUGAGAAGCAUGUAUAAGAGUCCUCACAAUAUAAAAGCUGGCUCACCAACAACACCUAGAUUGCCUACACCAGAAGGAGAGAUGCCUAAUGUUCCCUUGGUUUUUAAUAAUGCCAUUGGCAACUUAUCAAUUCCUCGGAAUGAGAAUAAAUUGGAUCAAGCCUCAAGCGUUUCUAAUUCUUAUGUUUCCAAGGGAUUAAGAUGUCAGGAUGCAUGCCAGUUGAGGGCUGCUAGUGGCCGUGACCUAAAUGAUCAACAUCACGGAACCCCUGAUCCUAAGGUGAGAGAUGAUUUCAUAAUUAAUUGUGGUUCUGCUGAAAGGGCUUCUCACUUGGCUGGGAAAUUAAGCUACUCAAGGCAAACCUCAUGGAGGCCAACACUUCCAUUACACAUGGGAAAUAAAUCAGGCGGUGGUAGUGUGUCUUCUAAAGUACCUAUUCGCAAAUUAAAUGCCAAUGAUGAUUUGGCCUCUUAUACUUUGAAAGCAGAUCAAGCAGAUGAAAAAUUUGACUCCAAUUGUGUUGAAGUCCCUUUAAAAGAUACUAAUUUACAGAACAGAGAAGAGUCAAGUGGUAUAUUUCCUCGGAAAAGGGUGAUGGAUCUCUCUUAUACUAGCUCCAAAUCACAGAAGAUGAAUCCGGGUGCAAAAUCAGGAAUUUCAAUUGCUUUGACUUUCUCUGCCACUGUGAUCUCAAACAUGGGGAAAGAUAAGGUGAAGUCCAAGAAGACUCUAGGUUCUUGGCCUAAGUUAGUUUCUGCUAACCAAAAGGGGUCUGUGCACUUAUAUAAAGAUGCCUCCUUAAAUGAUACCGCAAUUAUUUUCAAUGCAGGGGAUCAUGAAAAAUCCCCUGAUCCCACGAAGCUUGGUGUGCUCUGCUCAGAUGUUAAUUUUGAACCCCCAAACAAGGUGGAGGGAAAAGAUGUUAACAUGUCUGCAGAUGUUGCUGAGAAAAACUGUGAAUCUAUGGAUGAUGAAACUAGGCUCCGGUGGAAGAACAUGAACAUAAAUUGGAGAAUGUACUUCAUGAAGCUGGUUAUGGUGGCCCAGGCAACAAAUAAAUGUGUCACCAUGGAUGAUAGGUCAGGACAGGAGCAGCACCUACAGGAUCACUCUGAUGCCUGUGCUCCUUGUGAUGUAAUGGUCAAGUCAGGUUCUGACAACAUUUAUCUGCUAGUUGAGUCAACUGCAAACGGAAAUGCUGUCAAGGGAAAGAAGAAACAAGGGAAAAAGCUUGCUUUGGGUAAAACCAAGCUGAAAACUGUUCCCCCUGUCACGGAUGUUUACCCCCAUUUAUGGAGAGGCUGCUCCCAAAAACCUAACAAAGUUGUCUCUGAGGAAAAUACUAGGAAUGAUAACACUGUGGUGAUAGAAAAGAAACAAGAAAAAAGAUGUGCAGGUUUAGUAGGCAAAUCUGAGUGCCGUGUUGUGCCCCAAAAUAAGUUAGAGGAUUCUUCCGAAAUGAAGGAGAACAGGCCAACUGUUGGUGGAGAUCAAACUGUAAGCAAGUCCAAACAGCAGGCAGAAAAAUCAACAGCUAAAUCUGAUACAACUCCGUUGAAGAUAAUUCAAACAUCUGUGGAGAGAAGUGACAAUCCUUCAACACCUGAAGGGAAGGCUCCAAGCAAAGUUAAAAUUGAACCUGUAAGGUUUAUUCUGAGUGGGCACCGAUUUCAAAGAAAGGAGUUUCAGAAAGUUAUCAAGCGUUUGAAAGCAAAAUGUUGCCGGGAUUCUCAUCACUGGUCUUACCAGGCAACGCACUUCAUCUCUCCAGAUCGAGUUGGCAGGACAGAGAAGUUUUUCGCAGCUGUAGCGUCUGGAAGGUGGAUUCUUAAGAGUGAUUAUCUGGAAGCUAGUGAUAAGGAAGGAAGGUUUUUGGAAGAAGAACCUUAUGAAUGGUACAAGAAUGGCCUUGGUGAAGAUGGUACCAUCAAUUUGGAGGCCCCAAGGAAGUGGCGGCUCUUGAGAGAGAGAACAGGCCAUGGUGCUUUCCACGGAAUGCGCAUUAUCAUAUAUGGCGAAUGUAUUGCACCACCUUUGGAUACUCUGAAGCGUGUCAUGAAGGCUGGUGAUGGAACAAUUUUGGCGACUUCUCCUCCUUACACCCGCUUCCUUAAGUCGGGGGUUGACUAUGCCAUUGUCAGUCCAGGCAUGCCCCGUGCUGAUAUGUGGGUACAAGAGUUGUUGAAGCAUGAGAUACCCUGCGUUGUGGCCGAUUACUUGGUUGAGUACGUGUGCAAACCUGGGCACCGGCUUGACAGACACGUGCUAUACAACACCAAUGCGUGGGCGGAGAAGUCAUUUGAGAGAGUACAGAGCAGGGCGGAGGACAUGGUGGAGGAAGCGUUUACAGGUGAGGAUGGUGAUGAUUCUAGUUGCAGCGAUGGUAGUGAUAUAGCUUGCGUGGUGUGUGGGUGUGGGGAGAGAGGAGAGGUGAUGUUGAUAUGCGGCAACGAAAUUGGGAGCGUGGGGUGUGGAAUUGGUACUCAUAUCGAGUGCUGCAAUCCACCGCUUGAAAGUGUUCCGGAGGAUGACUGGUUUUGUCCAAACUGUAGUUGGAGCAAAAACAGCACCAAAUCUUCCAAGAAAAGGAAAAUGGGUUUGUUGGUUGACAGUUAAUGGCUUGUAGAGUAGAGUAGAACUACUGUAUUGUAAAUCAGUAAUCGUAUGAUGAUAUUUAUUUUGAUUAAUAAAUGCACACAAGAGAAGAGGAGAAGAGAAGUUUUCUGAGU
This is a messenger RNA of Malus domestica (apple), 3550 nucleotides long. NCBI's taxonomy places the organism in Eukaryota, Viridiplantae, Streptophyta, Magnoliopsida, Rosales, Rosaceae. The record is from RefSeq and is a predicted model, not a curated record.